Messenger RNA from Colius striatus (speckled mousebird), 6107 nucleotides. It is a transcript of the gene UPF1, whose product is annotated as UPF1 RNA helicase and ATPase. NCBI's taxonomy places the organism in Eukaryota, Metazoa, Chordata, Aves, Coliiformes, Coliidae. Bases 359 to 3721 code for a protein of 1120 amino acids. Gene Ontology annotation, cellular component: cytoplasm. The transcript has 24 exons. The record is from RefSeq and is a predicted model, not a curated record. Gene Ontology annotation, molecular function: zinc ion binding; DNA binding; RNA binding. Gene Ontology annotation, biological process: nuclear-transcribed mRNA catabolic process, nonsense-mediated decay.
CGCUGCGCGUCACCGCUCCCGGCCUGGCGCGCGGCGGCAGCGGCACAAGCAGCGGCGGCCGCCGGACGGACGGUUCCGCUCGCGCCCGGCCUCGGGGUUUCUCGUCUCCCGGCGGCGCUCGCGCCCCGCCGCCUCGGGUUCCUCCCUCCCUCCCGCCGUUGGCCUCGGCCUUCGCGAGCGGGGAGGUCGGCGGGCUCGCUGAGGGCCGGUUGGCGCGCGCGCGGCCUGGUGCGCGCGGCGGAUCCUGCCGCUCGCGUAACGCGGCGCCCCGGGGCUCCCUGAGGUGAGGCCCGGCCGGCUCGGGCGAGGAGGGUGGGGAGGGGCUGGCGAAGAGCCGCUUCUCCUCGCCGCCGCCGCCAUGAGCGUGGAGGCGUACGGCCCCAGCUCGCAGACCCUCACCUUCUUGGACACCGAGGAGGCCGAGCUGCUCGGCGCCGACACGCAGGGCUCCGAGUUCGAGUUCACCGACUUCACUCUCCCCAGCCAGACCCAAACCCCGCCCGGGCCCGGGCAGGCGGGGCCAGGACAGGGCCAAGGGCCUCCCGGAGCAGGGCAGGGACCGCCGGGACCGAUCGAAGCACAGGUUAAUGGGCCUGAUGGCAUUCUGCAGAAUGGAGCAGUGGAUGAUAACGUGGCUAAAACCAGCCAGCUCCUGGCAGAGCUGAAUUUUGAAGAAGAUGAAGAAGACACCUAUUACACAAAGGAUCUUCCUGUGCAUGCUUGCAGUUACUGUGGUAUCCAUGACCCUGCUUGUGUGGUUUACUGCAACACCAGCAAAAAGUGGUUCUGUAACGGGCGUGGAAAUACAUCUGGCAGCCACAUUGUUAAUCAUCUUGUGAGAGCAAAGUGCAAAGAGGUGACUCUCCAUAAAGAUGGACCUCUAGGAGAGACUGUCUUGGAGUGUUAUAACUGUGGAUGUCGUAAUGUGUUUCUCCUUGGCUUUAUUCCAGCUAAGGCAGACUCUGUGGUUGUUUUGCUGUGCAGGCAGCCAUGUGCCAGUCAGAGCAGUUUAAAGGAUAUUAACUGGGACAGUUCACAGUGGCAGCCUCUUAUCCAAGACCGUUGUUUCCUUUCUUGGCUGGUAAAGAUUCCAUCUGAACAGGAACAGUUGAGAGCACGUCAGAUCACAGCUCAGCAGAUCAACAAACUGGAAGAACUUUGGAAGGAAAAUCCAUCUGCAACCCUUGAGGACUUAGAAAAGCCUGGUGUUGAUGAAGAACCACAGCAUGUCCUGCUGAGAUACGAGGAUGCUUAUCAAUACCAAAAUAUAUUUGGUCCUCUCGUCAAGCUUGAGGCAGACUAUGACAAGAAACUCAAGGAGUCCCAGACCCAAGAUAACAUCACAGUCAGAUGGGACCUGGGCUUGAACAAGAAAAGAAUUGCCUAUUUCACUUUGCCAAAGACUGAUUCAGAUAUGCGUCUUAUGCAAGGAGAUGAGAUCUGCUUGAGGUAUAAGGGAGACCUGGCGCCUUUAUGGAAAGGAAUUGGUCAUGUUAUCAAAGUUCCUGAUAGUUCUACAGAUUAUGGUGAUGAGAUAGCCAUCGAGCUGAGGAGCAGCGUUGGAGCGCCCGUGGAAGUGACUCAUAACUUCCAAGUGGAUUUUGUGUGGAAGUCUACUUCAUUUGACAGAAUGCAGAGUGCUUUAAAAACAUUUGCAGUGGAUGAGACUUCAGUGUCUGGGUACAUCUAUCACAAGCUCUUAGGUCAUGAGGUAGAAGAUGUCAUUAUUAAAUGCCAGUUGCCAAAGCGCUUCACAGCGCAAGGACUCCCUGAUCUCAACCAUUCUCAGGUUUAUGCUGUGAAGACUGUCCUGCAGCGUCCUCUGAGCCUUAUUCAGGGUCCCCCUGGUACCGGAAAGACAGUGACAUCAGCCACAAUCGUUUAUCAUCUGGCCAGACAGGGCAAUGGCCCUGUGUUAGUCUGUGCUCCAAGUAACAUAGCUGUGGAUCAGUUGACUGAGAAGAUCCAUCAAACUGGACUGAAAGUGGUUCGUCUGUGUGCUAAAAGUCGUGAGGCAAUUGACUCUCCUGUGUCCUUCUUGGCAUUGCAUAACCAGAUCAGAAACAUGGAUAGCAUGCCAGAGCUUCAGAAACUGCAGCAGCUUAAAGAUGAAACUGGAGAACUGUCAUCUGCUGAUGAGAAGCGUUACCGUGCCCUGAAGCGAACAGCAGAGCGUGAAUUACUGAUGAACGCAGAUGUGAUCUGUUGCACGUGUGUGGGAGCUGGGGACCCGAGACUUGCAAAAAUGCAGUUCCGCUCCAUUCUGAUUGAUGAAAGCACCCAGGCUACUGAGCCAGAGUGCAUGGUGCCAGUUGUCCUGGGGGCAAAACAGCUCAUUCUUGUGGGUGACCACUGCCAGCUGGGGCCUGUUGUGAUGUGUAAGAAAGCUGCCAAGGCAGGUCUGUCCCAGUCUCUGUUCGAGCGGCUGGUGGUGCUGGGCAUCCGGCCCAUUCGCCUGCAGGUGCAGUACCGCAUGCACCCCGCGCUCAGCGCCUUCCCCUCCAACAUCUUCUACGAGGGCUCUCUCCAGAACGGGGUAACUGCAGCUGACCGUGUGAAAAAGGGAUUUGAUUUCCAGUGGCCACAGCCAGAUAAGCCAAUGUUUUUCUACGUUACCCAAGGACAGGAAGAAAUUGCCAGCUCAGGCACCUCUUACUUAAACAGGACGGAGGCUGCCAACGUGGAGAAGAUCACCACAAAGCUCUUGAAAGCUGGUGCCAAACCAGAUCAGAUUGGCAUUAUUACCCCUUACGAAGGUCAACGCUCCUACCUGGUGCAGUACAUGCAAUUCAGUGGCUCCCUGCAUACAAAGCUCUACCAGGAAGUGGAAAUUGCAAGUGUGGAUGCCUUCCAGGGGAGAGAGAAGGACUUUAUUAUCCUUUCCUGUGUGAGGGCCAACGAACACCAAGGAAUCGGGUUUCUGAACGACCCCAGGCGUCUCAACGUAGCUCUUACCAGAGCCAGGUAUGGAGUAAUUAUUGUUGGAAACCCAAAAGCACUGUCCAAACAACCCCUUUGGAAUCACUUGCUGAAUUACUACAAGGAGCAGAAGGUUCUGGUGGAGGGACCACUGAACAACCUCCGGGAAAGCCUCAUGCAGUUCAGUAAGCCCCGGAAGCUCGUCAACACCAUCAACCCCGGUGCCCGUUUCAUGACCACUGCCAUGUAUGAUGCACGGGAGGCUAUUAUUCCAGGAUCUGUCUACGACCGCAGCAGUCAAGGGCGCCCAUCCAACAUGUACUUCCAAACCCACGACCAGAUCGGGAUGAUCAGCGCGGGGCCCAGCCACGUCACUGCCAUGAACAUUCCCAUCCCCUUCAACCUCGUCAUGCCCCCCAUGCCACCCCCAGGCUACUUUGGCCAAGCCAACGGCCCAGCUGCAGGACGUGGUGCACCUAAAGGCAAGACUGGUCGUGGUGGGCGUCAGAAAAACCGCUUUGGGAUUCCUGGAACUAGUCAGUCAAACCUUCCAAACAGUCAAGCGAGCCAAGAUGUGGUGUCCCAGCCUUUCUCCCAGGGCCCACUGACCCAGGGGUAUAUCUCCAUGAGUCAGCCCUCACAGAUGAGUCAGCCUGGGCUCUCCCAGCCAGAAUUAUCCCAGGACAGUUACCUUGGUGAUGAGUUUAAAUCUCAGAUCGACGUGGCGCUGUCGCAGGACUCGACGUACCAGGGUGAACGUGCUUAUCAACACGGUGGCGUGACGGGACUGUCACAGUAUUAGAGUGUUGAGGAAGAAGAGCUAAGCUUGGCGUGGAGCUUAGUUCAUCAGCAUUUUAUUCUGGGUAAUAAAAACAAUAAAAUAAAAUGGAUACCUGUUUUCCACUGCUAAAACUGAAGCACCACUGUGUGAGAGCAACAGGAGAAAGAAACCAACCAACGGAGAGGAGAGAGAGAGAGAGAGAGAGAGAGGAGCGCGAGAGAGCCCACUGCUAUAGCUCAGUGAGACCAGGAGGCGGAGCGGAGAGGAGAACGCGCUGAGGCAGCCGCGGCCCCGCUCCGCCGCGCCGGGAAGGGCCCGGCGCACGGUUCACUCAUUCCACACUUCUCUUUGCGAGCAGGGCAUUGCUUUUCAGAGCAGAUGAGGGAGAAGAAAACCCUCAUCUCAGAGUUGUUGUCUUUUUUUCCAGGGGGGUACAAUGUUUUAAGCAGUUUUUAAGCAGCAGAAGUGUCUGAAGAGAAGGAAGAGAGUUCCUGACCCAAGCUGGCAGCAGCGAGCCGAGCGGGGACGCGGCGGGACGGAGCUGAUGAUGCUCAACUCUGAGAUGCAGGUUUUGUUGUCCAACACUGGCUCUGAAAUCCUAGUGUCAUCGUGUUGCCCACACUCUGAACAGGGCCUUUCGUCACCAGGUGGUUUUUUUUCCUUUUUGCAAGAGAUCCUUUCCAAGGAGCAACCGAAAUCUUUGUGUUGUAGGAGUUUGGCUCUGAAUUCCUAGUGGUGGACCUGGGAGAUCCUUGUUCUGAGAAGCUUAAACACACACACACACACCAAAAAAAACCAAACCAUGUUUGAAAACUAAAUUAGAGCACCAACCUUGAGAAUUUUCAGUGUGAUUUAAAGUUGCAGCAAUCAGCCUCUUCUUCCUACGUUGGAUAGCAGUUAGAGGGAAAGGAGCCUGCGCGCUCGAGCAGCAGGAGGGUUUCCAAGUGUUUUCUGUAUGCUUUAAUUGGCUACUGUCUGGACUCUACUCUGUGAAAAACAAGCCUUUCUGUAAGAUGAACUUUGUGCUUGAAAGGGGAUGGGUUGCUGUGCCCUUCGGCCCUGGAGGAAGAGGAUGCUAGCAGGCCUGCCUGCCUCCCGCAGAGCUGGGGCAGCAGUAGUGGCAACUGGGGAUUAUACUGGUUUUGAGGUAAAGACUCUGCUGAUGUUACUGGAGCAGGUUGGGGGGAGGGGGUCAAAAGAUGAAAAAGUGGACAUACCAGGCAGUUUGUUGGAAGGUGGCCUCUGAGCUGGGUGUAAUUAGAGACACUGGGUUAGGCUUUUGUGUGGCUUCUUUGGUGGUGAAGGCAGAGAGCUGAGAGAGGCAGGUGUGUGACACCAAACCCGGAGCUUGCUGGAGGCAGCGGCCUGGAGCUGGGCUCUGGGCUCAGCUCCACAGCUGCCUGGAAGCUAAACUGCAGAACAGCACAUGAAGAGAAGCCAUCCACUUUCAAAGUUGUACCCAUGUCUUAACUAAGUCAUAGGGGAACACUGGGAGCAUUUUAUUUCUGUCUAAACCUUUUUAGCAACAGUGCAGAGACGCUGAGAUCCCUCCAGCCCCAUUUUUAGCAGAUCCCUGAAUUAGACUGGCCUCAACCCCCCAAUUGGCCACAGACAGGGAGGGGUUAAAGUCUGAACCGACUCAGCUUUAUACUCAAAGGGCUCCAAGUGUUUCUAGUCUUUUUUUUGGGGGGGAGGGAGGGGGGAGGGACUCAAAAUACCUCUCACAUGAAUGUACUUCAAUGAUGUAAAGCCCUUUUUUUGUAAGCCAGGGGGGGAAGCCCUUUCAUCCCUGUCCUUUCUGUAGGUUGUUGCCCCCACCAUCAUCACCCCUCUCUUUGCUGUAGUUUUUUCAGAGUGUCUCUUCCCCAGCACACCCCAACCCCGAGGGGCUGAACCCCCCAGGGCCCUGUGCCAGCCCUGCACCAGGAACUUUCCAGCCACCACACACCCAAUUCUUUUUCUCAUUUAAAAACAAAAAGCCUCCAGAGUUUCAACUUCUACCAAGUGCAAGAAACGGAGACACAGGCCACCUUCCUUCCUUGUGAGAUGGACUGUUUUAUUUAUUAACAUUGCCGAAGGGCUUUUUACUUUGUUUCCUUCUGUAGGCUGUGUAGUUGCAUUUAGGCUUUUGGGAUAGGUUGAAGCUGUGCCCCUUCCCCCUCUGUGCAAUGCCAAUCCAUUGAGUAACCCCCUCCUCUGCCCUCACCCCCUUUCUUUCACUGCUGGGAAUGCUUGCCUCUGCUUUGUGCUGGUUUUUUCCUUUGUAGCAGUUACAAACUCUUGAGUUUUAUAAAUGCAGCCCUCAGUGCUAGCACGGUGUUUCAACUCUUCUUUGAUUUUUUUUUUGUCUCAGUUUGUUUUAAACCUGUUUGUCAUCAAUAAACUGAAUAAACAGCUCUUGCAUUCA